Molecule: messenger RNA, 5372 nt
Organism: Betta splendens (Siamese fighting fish)
Lineage: Eukaryota; Metazoa; Chordata; Actinopteri; Anabantiformes; Osphronemidae
Product: interferon-induced very large GTPase 1-like
Molecular function (GO): GTP binding
Source: RefSeq, a predicted model, not a curated record
AUGGACCCUUCAACAAAUAGUUUGAGGAAGUGUUUGUUUAACUGUUGCCUGUGGUUCCAAAAAUGUUGUGACUCAGCAGAACCUGAUGGGAAACAAUCUGGAAUCAGUUUAACAAGUUUACGUCAUAUAAAUGAUGAGCCUGAGCACACAAACAAGUUCAAGAGAAAUAAUCAAAAUCAAAGAACAAUUGAAACACUGUUUGGAAAACUUCACCUUCAAGAACAACUUCAUCAAAAGUUGUCUUUGGCCGAUUUCCUUCAACUACAUCACAGUGUUAAACGGAAGCAUCCGACUUCUGAAGAAGACCUGGCUCUCAGGUUUCUCCAGAAGAUCCAGGUCCUGGACUACAGGGCUAGAAGCGUUUGGGUCCUUGACAGGGUGCGGGACAGUGACCCUGGUGUAAACACAGGAGCAUCAGCCCAGACUCCAGUUCAUCCGAUGGACGUUCAGAUGGCCGUGUUCCACUGCUCUGACAGCUUCCUGCAGCAGAACAUGGUCACUAAACUCUCCCAGUGUCAGUACGCGUUACCUCUGCUGGUUCCUCACCCACUAACUGGUGAGGUUCACUUUCCUCUCUGGACCUUCAGACAAAUCAUUAAAACAUGGAGGACCCCUCCAACCAUGACGAGUGUCCCCGUCUACAAAGCUCAGACCCCCAUGGUGUCGUUCCUGCGUCUGGGUUCUCUGUCAGUGUCCAAGUCUCAGCUGAUGAACGACCUGAUCAACGAGCGUCACAGCACCUUCUUCCACAGAAACUGUGCAGGCAGCACCAAGAGCCGGCUGCUGAUGGACGGCGUGGCAGAGAUCGCCUGGUACUGUCCUGCUGGCAAAGCCAACGAUGCCUUCACUGCCUGCAUCGCCUUCUGUAACCUGCAUGGAGACGCGCUGGAGUUUGAACGGCAGCGAGAAGUACUGCUUGGAAAGUCUUCAGGCAACGUUGUUCUGGUGCCGACGCUGGAGAAAGGAGACAAAAACUGGACGGUCAUCACUGAACUCUGUGAGUCCUCAAAGCCUCUUAUUGUCCUUAUUGCAGAUGCAAAUUCUGGUACAGUUCAGAUGAAUAAAGGGAAAACAUUUAAAAUAGGUUUUAAAGACAGAUCUGAAGUUUGUCAGAAACUGAAAAAAAUCUUUGGAAAGAUCUUAUCUGGACCACAUGAGUCCUUCCAGCUUGAAACCUUGGCUGAAGUCCUGGUCAGAGUGGAUGAAGACGAUCCAGCCUGUCACAGUGGAAAAACUGCUGCAAUGAACAUAGUGGAGUUAUUUCAGGGAAUAGAGGUUUCAAAGAUCAAAGAUGAAUUCCUCCGUUGUCAGGGUGACCUGUGGCAAAACUGGUGCAGAAUAAACAAAGAGCUGUAUCACCUCAAAGGAAACAUUGAAAAGGAGAAAAGUGAAAAACAACAGCAACUGAUGCAAAUACGACGAGAUCAGUGCAAAGCUUCAUGUAGUGAAGUGAUGAAGUUGUUCAUCAACAGUUUGUCUUCACUGCCAUCACCAGACAAAGAGUAUUUCCUUAAAUGGACCCAGAUCUUGAUAGACGCUCUCUCUACUGAUGAUCUCUGUUCAAUACUCCAAGACUAUGAUAAAACAUGGUCUAAGAUCUUGGCUUUGAAGAAGAAACAUGACAAAUCAGACAAGUUAAAAACCAAACAAACUGAGCUUGAACAAAUCUCCCAGAAGCUGCAGUCGGCCACGUUUGGCUUGGAGCACAUCUUUAGAGAAAUGGGGCAGAUCUAUGAAGCCCAUAAAUCUGUGGACGCACCUCCAGAGGAGGUUCCGAGCCACUGGUCCAAAUACCCGGCGCUGGCUGCAGAGCUGAUGCUAUCAGGACACCCCCUGGAGCUGAUGGAUGGAGACGCAGGUCACGUGCCUCUAACGUGGGUCUCCAGUGUUUUACAUGAAGUCAGGAGGAAAGUGGGCGACCGCAGAGUCUUUGUGUUGUCGGUUCUGGGCGUUCAGAGCAGCGGGAAGUCAACGAUGCUGAACGCCAUGUUUGGACUGCAGUUUGCAGUGAGUGCUGGCAGAUGCACCAGAGGAGCCUUCAUGCAGCUGCUCAAGGUGUCAGAGGAGAUGAAGCACCUGAGGUUUGACUACAUUCUAGUGGUGGACACCGAAGGACUGCGAGCUCUGGAGCUGGAAGGAAACACCACUCACCACGACAACGAGCUGGCAACGUUUGUAGUUGGUCUGGGAAACAUGACGCUCAUCAACAUCUUUGGAGAGAAUCCAGCCGACAUGCAGGAUGUUCUGCAGAUUGUUGUCCAGGCUUUUAUGAGGAUGAAGAAGGUCAAACUUUCUCCAAGUUGUGUGUUUGUUCACCAGAAUGUUACAGACAUCACAGCCACAGAGAAAAACAUGGAAGGAAAGAGACGCCUGCAAGAAAAACUGGACCAGAUGGUUCAACUAGCAGCCAGAGAGGAGGGCAGCGACGCAGAGAGCUUCAGUGACGUCAUUGCAUUCGAUGUUCAGACAGAUGUGAAAUACUUUGCUCAGCUGUGGGAGGGAAGUCCACCGAUGGCUCCUCCAAACCCAGGUUACAGCGAGAGCGUCCAGGAGCUGAAGGACUUCAUCCUGUCUAAGGCUUCACGGUCUGAUGGGGUCACUCUGUCACAGUUCAGCGGUAAAAUCCAGGACCUGUGGAACGCGCUGCUGAAUGAAAACUUUGUCUUCAGCUUCAAAAACACACUGGAAAUCGCAGUGUACAGAAAACUUGAGGUUCAGUACGGAAACUGGACCUGGACCCUGAGGAGCAACAUGUUGACUAUUGAAAACCAGCUUCACACCAGAAUUGAAAAUGGAAAACUGGACAAAGUUGAGCUCAGUUAUCUUUACAAAGAAAUAAGUGAAACAUACGAAGAAAUUAAAAGUGAAAUGACAAAGUAUUUUGAAGAUGACAAAGAUAGAGAAAUGUUGGUUCAGUGGCAAAAUCACUUUGAAACUAAAAUCAAGGAUUUUCAUAAUGAACAGGUGAAAGAAGUGAAAAGAAAACUGGACGAAGUUCUCCAGCAGAAGAAAGCUUGUAAAAACCUUGACGAUCAGAAGACAGAGUUUGAGACCAAGCUGCUCCAAAAGAGCAAAGAACUCGCUCACACGUUAGAAGACAAGGACAAAGAUGAAGAGCAACUGAAAAAGCAGUUCAACUGUAUGUGGAGUGACUGGGUCACAGAACUGACUCCCAGUACAAUGCCUAUUCAAGACAAUAACUUUCAAGAUGAUAAGUUUAAUAUUCUUCAAGAUCUUGGUAUUGACUUGACUCUCGUCUAUAAAUCCAUUAACAGUGAUGAAUAUAAAAACAUAUCAAAAAUUGGUGAUUACAGCAAAUAUGUCUCCAUCACAAGGCAACAAGAGCAGACGAGCUGUGACACAAGCCAACAAACAGACGAUGGGAAACAGAUCAAAUGGGCACACAGACUAUGGAGGUUUUUAAAAGGAGCAGUGGGAUACGGAUCCACUCAGCAAACCAGAGCAGACACAUCGAGCUCUUUGCCGCAUGAAAACCAAAUGGGCAUCAGAUCUCUCAUUGACAACGUUGAACAAGAAACUGUGACGAUAAUGAAGAGCAAACCUGUGGCUGCAAGAGGCUACACAUCCACUUAUCUGCAAGAAGUAGCAAACAAUGCUAAAGACAAAGUGAUAGAGUUUGAAUCCCAGGAGAAAUGUGCUCUAAAGAAGGAGUUUACAGUUGAUCUGUUACUCUUCGUGUUUGACAGAGCUGAAAGGUGGAUUUCAGAGUCUCAGAACACGUUCAAGAAGAACAAUGAUGCUCCAACCUCACAACAAUAUUACAAGAUUUUUACAAGCUACUGCAAAGGAGCCUCUUCGGCUGUUGUUCUGGGAGAACUGAACUGUGAAAAACUGAAGGUUUCUAUUGUUGAGGCCGCCUGUAACCAGACUGCUAUUGAUCUGGCUGGAGACAUGAAGUGUAACUGCCCAGCAUUCAAUGGGAACAGACUGAACCUGGAGAAACAUGUGUUAAGGACACUGGCAGAGAGGGAAAACUUUGAAGAUUUCAUCACUUACAUCUAUCACCCAAGAAAACAUGUAGAGAGUUUUAUAAAGGAGGAAGUGAGGAAAUACAUCUUCACAGAACACAAAGAAAAAGCUCUGAAGAUACUGAAAAAGAAUGUUGAAGACGUGAAGAAUCUAGUGAGCAAUGCUUUAUUUACAGCAACAGACAAAGUCAAAGCCCAGAGAGGAAACACUGACAUGUGGCUGGAGGAAUUCUCUGCUUUAAUAAAAGACAAACUGACAUUUGAUCCCAUCUGUUCUCAAAACUUCAUUGACAUCAGUGACUUUGACCAUCUUAAAGAUGAGGUAGAGACAGGCCUGACAUCCAUAGUUACAGAGAUGAGCAGCCUCUCGCUGGAUAAGAUGAAGGACUUCAGGCUGCAGCCUGAUCAGAUCCUCAUUGACCAGCUGUGUAGUUGCUGCUGGGUCCAGUGUCCGUUCUGUGGAGCUGUUUGUACCAACACUCUGGAAGAUCACAGUCCUGGCGAUCACAGCGUCCCUUUACAUCGAUUCCCUGCACUCACUGACUCACACGGUGCAAGUCCAGCUGAGCUGAGCUUUGACUUCUGCACAACUAAGGUUGCAAGUGAUCAAAGCUUUAGUCCUGGUCUUGAUUCACAUAAGACGCUUCCAUAUAAACUGUACAGAACUGCAGGUCCGGCCUUUACGAACUGGAGCAUCGCUGCUGCUGAGUCUGACCUCAAGUAUUGGAAAUGGGUUGUGUGUCGAUUUCAGACUCCACUAGAAAAUCACAAUAAUGGAAAAUUCCAGAACUUUGGUGAAAUCCCCAGUGAGUGGAAAACUUAUUCUAAAGAAGAAGCGAUUCAAAGUCUGGAUGAAACCUAGAAGCUGUGCCUUUUUUAACUGACUAUUCACAAAUUACAUCAUAGACUUAGAUCAAACACUGAUAUUCCACUGCUCCACAUCAGCCUGCACAGAAACAUGAAUAUCAAUGUCAACACCCCGUCUACUAACUUGGUCAAUUCCAGUUGUUUUUAUUGGGCAUUUUGUCAUUUAGCUUUGUAUUCUGCUCUUAUUGGUAUUUUUGGUUUCUACUGAGUGUAGGUUUGAUUGUUAUUGAGACUCAAGCUGUGUUUUUCCGCUACAUUUUUAUUUGCAUAGUAGAGUCCAGUGCUUGGUCCCAGUUCAGGUGAUGCCUCCUUCAAGAGCGGCAACUAAAAUCUGUUUGUGUCAUUAAAGCUCUUCAGUGUGUGUCACAUAUCCUGAGGUUAGUUUAAAGAACCUGAAGCUCAGGGACUUCACACACCCACAACCUGAACUCAAACUGUUUAGCAAAUUUGCCAACUGUAUGCUUUUUGUGUAACUCCAUUCUACUGUACAUAACAAACCAAUAAAACAACUAUCAC